AUGCCCAGGUUUGCACUUGCAAAUAACAUGUGGAUUGGUCCAAUCCCACACGAACUUGCAGUCCUCACUCUCCCAGAGGAACUCUUAAUUUCUCGCCACUUUCCUCAAUGUUACAUUUUCAAGUUAUAUCCAAAGGAUACUCAUGGUGCAGAUCCUAGCCAUUUGCAGCAGGGGAUGGCUGGGAAUGUCACUUUGUACAAUAUGAACACUGAUGAUGUUGCAAAGAUGAUUGAAGGCCAAUUUCUACCACAACCAGUCACAUCUUUGGCAUCUGUGCUUGCUGCCCACAAUCCACUUUACGUUGAUAUUCAAAUAUCGGCAGCACAACUUGCAUAUCUCCCAGAGGAUGAUGUCCCUCAAGAGAUUGUUUCUAUUGUCCACCAUGAGGCCAGUGAUAACAUUGCAAUGCAAGAGAGUGAAGGUUACAUGGCUACUGAUGAUGGGGUUACAAAUAAUGAUAAUGACAUACCGGAUCUUGAGAAUGAAGGAUAUAAUAUUGGAGGAGAUAGUGAUAUUGACAGCAAACAUGUCUAUGGUUUUGAAAUGAAUGCACAUGUGAUUCCAUUGAAGUUCUUGGGUGUUACAGACACAGAACUCAGCACACUGCCACUGAAUGACUUGAUGAAGCAUGCACUUAUGAAUAUUGAUGGCAUGUCUGAGAAGGAAGGAGGUUAUGCCAUUUGCCAUGGCCAUCACCCUGUUUCUGAUUUUGGACGCAACCAAGUUGGAGGAGAAGAUUCAGAUAGGAAGAAUCCACUUGCUGCAACAUAUCCUAAACUUUUUCCUUAUGGUUAUCAUGAUCAUCAAUUCCGAACCUACCAUUCAUUUCCAUUUGUCAUUUUUGGCAUGGAGCAGAAGCGCAAAGCUUUGCAAUCAGCUCAGAUUCAGAUGCAUUGCAAGGACUUCAAGCACAAUGGAUUUAUCAUCAAUUCUGUCACAAUCUUUGCUGGGGAGGAGAUUAAUAUGGAUGAUUUUCCCCUGUUGCCGGCCCAGAUAGCAAUCACAGAGCUCAAAACAUUGCCAGGGAUCCUUUUGCCACUGCAAAGCAGUACUUUCAGCACUCUUCCAGACCAAAAUCAGAGGAAAUUGAGUGCAUAG
Molecule: messenger RNA, 1098 nt
Organism: Suillus paluster
Lineage: Eukaryota; Fungi; Basidiomycota; Agaricomycetes; Boletales; Suillaceae
Exons: 7
Coding region: 1-1098 (365 amino acids)
Source: RefSeq, a predicted model, not a curated record